This is a messenger RNA of Polyodon spathula (Mississippi paddlefish), 1348 nucleotides long. RefSeq names its product galanin receptor type 1-like. Gene Ontology annotation, cellular component: membrane. Gene Ontology annotation, biological process: negative regulation of adenylate cyclase activity; G protein-coupled receptor signaling pathway; positive regulation of cytosolic calcium ion concentration. The record is from RefSeq and is a predicted model, not a curated record. Bases 4 to 1047 code for a protein of 347 amino acids. The transcript is spliced from 3 exons. Lineage: Eukaryota; Metazoa; Chordata; Actinopteri; Acipenseriformes; Polyodontidae. Gene Ontology annotation, molecular function: galanin receptor activity.
GUAAUGGAACAGGCUACAAAUAACCAAAGUGAAGGACUUCAAGAUUUAAACAGAACAGAUGUUACCCAUAAACCUUUGUUCGGAAUCGGCACUGAUAACUUUAUUACACUUCUGAUAUUCGGACUCAUUUUUACUCUGGGAGCCGUUGGUAACUCAAUGGUCAUAACGGUCCUAGCUAGAAACAACCCCGGUAAACCUCGCAGUACCACUAACAUUUUUAUCCUGAACCUCAGCAUCGCCGAUCUCUCUUACCUUCUGUUUUGCAUCCCUUUCCAAUCCACAGUCUACAUGCUGCCAACAUGGGUGUUAGGAGCGUUCAUCUGCAAGUUCAUCCACUACUUCUUUACAGUAUCCAUGUUGGUCAGUAUUUUCACACUCUCUGCCAUGUCUGUGGACCGCUACAUCGCUAUUGUGCACUCCAGAAAGGCAUCUUCUAUUAGGGUGGCACGGCAUGCUUUAAUUGGGGUGAUUGCAAUUUGGAUCAUGUCGCUUGCCAUGGCUGCGCCAGUGGCUUACCACCAGAGCAUCGUAAAAAGAGGAGGAAACAGCACAUAUUGUUGGGACGUCUGGCCGGACUUGAAGAGCAAAAAAAUCUAUGUGGUGUGCACAUUUGUGUUUGGCUAUGUGCUGCCGCUGGUUUUGAUCUCUUUCUGUUAUGCUAAGGUUUUAAAUCACUUGCACAAAAAGUUAAGAAACAUGUCUAAGAAAUCAGAGGAGUCCAAAAAGAAGACUGCUCAAACUGUACUGGUGGUGGUCGUAGUUUUCUGCAUCUCUUGGCUGCCACAUCAUGUGGUCUAUCUUUGGGUAGAGUUUGGCUCAUUUCCUCUCAAUCAAGCCUCGUUUGUGUUGAGAAUAGCAGCACACUGCCUCGCCUAUAGUAAUUCCUCUGUCAAUCCUAUUAUAUAUGCAUUCCUGUCCGAGAAUUUCAGAAAGGCUUAUAAACAAGUGUUUAAGUGCCAGAUCAGCAGUACCUCUCCUCUAAAUAAUGUCAAAGAAAUAAGAAAUAAGGUGGAAACCCCCCCUUCCACUAACUGUACCAAUGUGUGACAACAUUCAUGGAGGUUUUUUGUUUUCUGCUUAAUGUCAAAGCCUAUAGAAGAAAAGACUUUUAGGAUAUUUCCAGCAAAACAUUUUCAUUACUAUAUAAAAUGCAGCAUUCUAAACACUGGGGUGAUCUCAAACAAGAAAAUGAAAGGCUUGAUUCAGUUGUUUUUAAGUCUUCAACAACUGAUGGGGUGAGAAGAACAUGCUUAUCAUAGAGACUCCUAAACACAAGAACACAGUUUGAAUUAUUUAAGUGCCAGCAAGACAUUCAUGACAUCAGCUAGUAUCCUGAAUGUUAUUGCAA